This is a messenger RNA of Caenorhabditis elegans, 987 nucleotides long. It is a transcript of the gene srt-50, whose product is annotated as Serpentine Receptor, class T. The transcript is spliced from 4 exons. The coding region runs from base 1 to 987 and encodes 328 amino acids. The record is from RefSeq and is marked reviewed. NCBI's taxonomy places the organism in Eukaryota, Metazoa, Nematoda, Chromadorea, Rhabditida, Rhabditidae.
AUGGAGCGACUCAUUGAGUACGGUAGUGUUGACGCAAUUCCCUAUUACAAUUGCAGUGUAAAGUCUCAAAAUGAGUGGUUGGCAACUGGUGUGAAGAGACCGUGGCUUGGAUAUCCAAUUACUGUUUUUGGAGUUUUUGUGGAGUUGCUGUAUCUCCCAAUUCUCUACAUAAUAUUCAAAUCCAAUUUGAUAAAAAUGAGUUGCUAUAAGAUAAUGGUACUUUUGGCAUUUACUGAUAUGACUGCGACUGCAUGUAGUUGUCUUAUCACUGGGCCCCUUUUGAUUAUUGGAUCUGUUUUCUGUGUCUACCCGACUUUCACUUAUAUUGCAGGAGGAUUUGCAAUUGCAACAUGGUGCAUGUCGUGUUCCGUCACUACUUCCCUCUUCCUCAACAGAGUAAUUUCAGUGGCUUUUCAUGGUCUUAAAGACACUUUUGAACGUAAACUCGCCUACAUUUGUAUCGUUCUCUGCGUCUUCUAUGGAAAUUUUGUUCUUUUCCUGACCCCUGUGGUCUGUUUCAACUCUGAAUGGCUCAUCUGGCUUCCUGAUCCAUUAUCUGAACUUAAGCCUUCUCCGGAAGCGGCGAAUUAUUAUAGAAAUAGUGUUCAAGCCUGGAAUAAUUGGAUCUUUGUGACUUGUAUGGUUGUUCUUUUCACUUUGUAUUGUGGAUUGAUCAAGAAAAUUUCAAUGGGACAGAAGUCAAAGGCAGCUAAAUCUAUCUUCAUCCAAUGCUGUAUAAUUUGUUUCUUCAACACUGUAAUUGCUCUUGUCUACAAUGCCUUAAACAUCAUUACUCCCUCCUAUUGGAUGCUUCUUCUCUGUCAAUUCUGUUGGUCUGUCAAUCAUGGAUCACCUGCCCUCAUCUACAUUACCAUGAAUGCAACGGUCAAGCGGGAAUUCAAAAAAAUGUUGCUCGGUGGUCAAAAACGAAUUGGAUCAAUCAAUACUACUCUUCAAGUUUCUAUUACUCAUAUGUCCACACAUUAG